This is a messenger RNA of Harmonia axyridis, 3740 nucleotides long. RefSeq names its product transcription elongation factor SPT5 (gene Spt5). Gene Ontology annotation, cellular component: DSIF complex. Bases 135 to 3398 code for a protein of 1087 amino acids. NCBI's taxonomy places the organism in Eukaryota, Metazoa, Arthropoda, Insecta, Coleoptera, Coccinellidae. Gene Ontology annotation, biological process: transcription elongation by RNA polymerase II; regulation of transcription by RNA polymerase II; regulation of DNA-templated transcription elongation. The record is from RefSeq and is a predicted model, not a curated record. Gene Ontology annotation, molecular function: protein binding; mRNA binding. The transcript has 5 exons.
UGUACUGCUGAGUUGUCAUUUGUCAGGUUGACGUUUGAAUGAUUUACUAAACUUAGUUAUCGCAGGGAGUGAGGUGAAAGAAGUAAUAUUUUUUGUAGAGAGUGCAUAGUUGAGUUUGGUGAAAAGCAGUUGAAAUGUCGGACUCUGAAGAUAGCAAUUUUUCUGAUAACGACAAUGCAUCUGAUGCAGGUUCUGUUAAAUCGGGGGGCUCUGGAGGUAGCGUCAGAAGUAGAUCCGUCUCCAGAAGUCGCUCCCGUUCUGUAUCUCGUUCAAGAUCUAGAAGUAGAUCGGUAAGUAGAUCAGUAUCAAGGUCGAGAUCAAGAUCUAGAUCCAGAUCACGCUCAAAAUCUCGUAGUAGAUCUAGAGGUUCAGAAGCUAAAGAAGCUUCCGGUGCAGAAGAAGUGGAAGAUGAACAAGAACCUGAGGGAGAAUCUGUUCAUUCUGAAGAAUAUGAUAGUGAGGAAGACAGCGAUGAUGGAGGAAGAAAUAAGAAAAGAAAAAAAAAGGAUAGGUAUGGAGGUUUUAUUAUCGAUGAAGCUGAAGUUGAUGAUGAAGUGGAGGAUGAAGACGAAUGGGAAGAUGGUGCGCCAGAGUAUGGAAUUGUUCCAAAUGAAGUUGACGAAUUUGGCCCCACUGCUAGAGAAAUUGAGGGCCGGAGGAGAGUAACUAGCAUGUGGGAUGCUCAGAAAGAGCAUGAAAUAGAAGAAUAUUUACGUAAGAAAUAUGCUGAUGAUAGUGCAGCUACAAAAAGAUUUGGAGAUGGCGGGGAAGAAAUGUCUGAUGAAAUUACUCAGCAAACAUUACUUCCAGGAGUAAAGGAUCCAAAUUUGUGGAUGGUAAAAUGUCGUAUCGGUGAAGAAAAGUCAACAGCUCUUCACCUGAUGAGAAAGUUUCUGGCUUAUUCAAGCACUAAUUCUCCACUCCAGAUUAAGUCUGUUGUUGCCCCUGAAGGUGUUAAAGGUUAUGUUUAUAUUGAAGCUUACAAACAGCCCCAUGUCAAAACCGCUAUAGACAACGUAGGAACGCUUAGAAUGGGAGUUUGGAAACAACAAAUGGUUCCAAUCAAAGAAAUGACGGAUGUUUUGAGGGUAGUAAAGGAACAGACUGGGCUAAAAUUGAAGCAAUGGGUCCGAUUAAAAAGAGGAUUAUAUAAAGAUGAUAUUGCUCAAGUUGACUACUUUGAUAUGGCUCAGAACCAAGUUCAUUUAAAGUUGUUACCAAGGAUUGACUAUACAAAAUUGAGAGGUGCGUUAAGAACUAACCAGUCAGAUUCAGAAGCAGAAAAGCGCAAAAGAAAAAGACAUCCCCCAGCAAAACCAUUCGAUCCUGAAGCUAUUAGAGCAAUAGGUGGGGAAGUCUCAACAGAUGGAGACUUUAUGAUCUUUGAAAACAACAGAUACUCUAGAAAGGGGUUUCUUUACAAAACAUUUUCUUUAAGCGCAGUUAUUGUAGAUGGAGUUAAGCCUACACUGAGUGAGCUUGAGAGGUUUGAAGAACAGCCUGAGGGUAUAGAUCUUGAAUUGCCUGCCGAGAAAGAAGAUAAGACAGUUGCCCAUUCAUUCAGUGCAGGAGACAAUGUAGAAGUGACUGAAGGUGAAUUGAUAAAUCUGCAAGGAAAAAUCAUUAGUAUAGAUGGACCGAUGAUCUCAAUCAUGCCUAAGCAUGAGGAACUGCGUGAUAUGUUGGUCUUCCAGGCUAGUGAACUGAGGAAGUACUUUCAAAUGGGAGAUCAUGUCAAAGUACUUGCCGGAAGAUAUGAAGGAGACACAGGUUUAGUGGUCAGAGUGGAGAGUAAUAGAGUGGUCUUAAUAUCAGAUCUAACAAUGCACGAAAUGGAAGUUUUACCCAAAGAUCUUCAGCUCUGCACUGAUAUGGCCAGCGGUGUUGACUCUCUUGGUAAAUUCGAGUGGGGAGAUAUGGUUAACUUAGACUCGGAAACAGUGGGUGUUAUUGUUCGCUUAGAAAGGGAAAACUUUCACAUUUUGAACAUGCAUGGAAAGGUUGUCGAAUGUAGGCCUGGUUCUUUACAGAAACGCCGUUUGAAUCGUUUCACAGCUGCUUUAGAUUACUAUAGGAAUAGCCUCCAUCGUAAAGAUAUGGUCAAGGUCAUAGAUGGCCCCCAUUCUGGGUUUUCUGGAGAAAUAAAACAUUUGUACAGAAAUUUUGCCUUUUUACACUCCAGGGAAUUCUUGAAUAAUGGUGGAAUAUUUGUAUGUAAGACCAAACAUCUCCAGCUUGCUGGUGGAAACAAAGCUGUGGCAAACCAAGAGAUGUCAACUGGCCUAGAAUUUAUGUCUCCUAGGAGGAGUUCACCCAUGCAUCCCUCAAGUGGAGGUGGAGCAGCAGCAGGAGGUGGAGGAUUUCAGACCCCCAGACACGGUGGUGGUGGUGGUGGUGGUGGUCGUGGAAGAAUUACAAGGGAUAGAGAUCUUAUCGGUACCACUAUUAAAAUUACUAAAGGUCCAUAUAAAGGCAAUAUUGGUAUCGUUAAAGAUGCAACACAGACUACAGCUCGAGUUGAACUGCAUACAUCCUGUCAAACAAUUUCGGUGGAUAGGAAUCACAUUGCUGAUGUUGGAACACCCAGUCGUGAUGGCAGCAUCUCCAGUUAUGCUAGGACUCCAGCUUACGCUGGCAGUCAAACACCCCUGUACAGGGAUACUGGAAACAAGACUCCGAUGCAUGAUGCUGGUUCACGUACCCCGCUUCAUAGUUAUGGAAGUAUGACACCAAUACAUGACGGAUCCAGGACCCCUAAUGCCCAUUCUGAAUGGGAUCCUGCUAUUCCAAAUACUUAUCCCUCUCCUGGCUACAAUCCCAGUACUCCUGGCUACCAGAUGAAUGGGCCUUUUACCCCACAGACACCAGGUACUAUGUAUGAGAAUAACUACAGUCCUGGAUAUCAAAGCGCAGCAUCAACACCAAGCCCUUCAAUAGGUUAUAGACAAUCCCCAGCAAGUAACAAUCCUUACAAUACACCAAGCUCAGGGUAUAGCCCCAACAGUCCAGGAAUGCCAUAUAACCCGCAGACACCUGGAGCUGGUUUAGAUGUUGUCCCAAUGACUGAUUGGCAUACAGUAGAUAUAGAAGUUAGGAUUAGAGAUAGUCAUGAUGAUCCUGGACUUGUUGGGCAAACUGGAGUUAUCAGGAGUAUUUCAGGUUCCAUGUGCUCAGUCUUUUUGCCUGAAGAAGAUCGUGUAGUCAACAUAAUGUCUGAUCAUUUGGAUCCUAUCUGUCCUCAAAGUGGGGAUGCUUUUAAGGUCAUCAUUGGAGAAGAAAGAGAAGCUACUGGAGAACUUUUAUCAAUCGACCGACGUGAGGGAGUUGUAACAAUUGCAAAUGAAGUCAAAUUGAUGCCACUACAAAACCUAUGUAAAAUGAGAGUUAUCAAUUAUUAGAAAUAAUUUGUUUUCUAGAAGUUUGAAAUAUGUUUAUUGUAUAUUUAGUUUUACAUAUAUAUAUAAAUAUAUAUAUAUAUAUAUAUAUAAAUUUAAUCGAUUGAGUUCUUACUUGAUAAAAUAAUUAUUAAAUGAAAUUUAAAAAAAUCUACUUCCACAACAUUGGACUUAAAUUUUGUACAUAUACUUUUUUCAAUUUUGAUGAAGAUAGAGCAAACAUAUGUUUAAUUAUUUGUGGACUACUGAUCUUGUAAUUGUGAGAAAUUAAGUGUGAUAUAAAAACAAACAUAACAUAUGUUUACUCGAAAGUGGAAAUUCAAUAAAAUAUAUCUUUGAAAAUUC